Messenger RNA from Ananas comosus (pineapple), 2279 nucleotides. Its product is annotated as peroxisomal acyl-coenzyme A oxidase 1-like. Gene Ontology annotation, molecular function: FAD binding; acyl-CoA oxidase activity; fatty acid binding. NCBI's taxonomy places the organism in Eukaryota, Viridiplantae, Streptophyta, Magnoliopsida, Poales, Bromeliaceae. Gene Ontology annotation, cellular component: peroxisome. The coding region runs from base 43 to 2037 and encodes 664 amino acids. Gene Ontology annotation, biological process: fatty acid beta-oxidation using acyl-CoA oxidase; lipid homeostasis; long-chain fatty acid metabolic process. The record is from RefSeq and is a predicted model, not a curated record. The transcript has 14 exons.
AGAGAGAGAGAGGAGAGGAGAUCGGGGAGGAGGACGACGACAAUGGAGGAGGUGGAUCACUUGGCGCAGGAGAGGAGCAGGGCGGAGUUCGACGUGGAGGCGAUGAAGGUCGUGUGGGCGGGGUCGAAGCACGCCCUAGAUGUCGCAGAUCGCAUGGCGCGCGUCGUCGCGAGCGAUCCGGUGUUUCGCAAAGAUAACAGAACGAUGCUUGGGCGGAAGGAGUUGUUCAAGAACACCUUGAGAAAAGCUGCCCAUGCAUGGAAACGGAUCAACGAACUCCGUCUCACUGAGGAGGAAGCAUCAAUGUUAAGAUUCUUUGUUGAUGAACCUUCUUAUGUGGAUUUGCAUUGGGGCAUGUUUGUCCCUGCUAUUAAAGGUCAAGGAACUGACGAGCAACAACAGAAAUGGAUACCACUUGUCUAUAAAUUGCAAAUCAUCGGAUGCUAUGCUCAGACUGAACUUGGUCAUGGCUCAAAUGUCCAAGGCCUUGAAACAACAGCAACUUUUGAUCCCAAAACUGAUGAAUUCGUCAUUCAUAGCCCGACUCUAACUUCAAGCAAAUGGUGGCCUGGUGGUUUGGGAAAAGUUUCUACACAUGCAGUUGUUUAUGCACGCCUUAUAACUGAAGGGAAGGACUACGGCAUUCAUGGAUUCAUUGUCCAAUUGCGAAGUUUAGAUGAUCACUCACCUCUUCCUGGUAUUACUAUUGGUGAUAUUGGAACUAAAUUUGGUAAUGGUGCAUAUAACACAAUGGACAAUGGUGUUCUGCGAUUCGAUCAUGUGCGCAUACCGAGAGACCAAAUGUUGAUGAGGGUUUCUCAAGUUACAAGAGAGGGAAAGUUUGUGCAGUCAGAUGUUCCAAGGCAGCUACUUUAUGGGACUAUGGUAUAUGUCCGGCAAACUAUUGUAUCUGACGCCUCUAAAGCUUUGUCUCGAGCUGUUUGUAUUGCCGUGAGGUAUAGUGCUAUUCGCAGGCAGUUUGGUUCGCAGGAUGGUGGUCCUGAGACUCAGGUCCUUGAUUACAAGACUCAGCAAAGCAGGCUCUUCCCAUUGCUGGCUUCGGCAUAUGCUUUUAGGUUUGUGGGAGAGUGGUUGAAAUGGCUGUAUACUGAUGUGACCCAGAGACUACAAGCCAAUGAUUUUUCGACGUUGCCAGAGGCUCAUGCCUGCACUGCUGGUUUGAAAUCGGUGACCACCUCAGCAACAGCUGAUGCCAUUGAAGAAUGCAGAAAGCUCUGUGGCGGCCAUGGAUACCUGUGUAGCAGUGGGCUUCCUGAAUUAUUCGCUGUUUAUGUUCCCGCCUGCACUUAUGAAGGAGACAAUGUCGUUCUUCUUUUACAGGUUGCAAGGUUUCUCAUGAAGACCGUCUCUCAGCUGGCUUCUGGAAAACAACCUGUGGGAACAACUGCAUACUUUUCUAAGAUACAACACUUGACGCAGUGCAAAUGUGAUGUUACUAGAGCUGAUGACUGGUUAAAUCCUUCAACAAUAGUAGAAGCUUUUGAGGCUCGGGCUGUUAGACUUGCUGUUAAUUGUGCCCAAAAUAUCAGCAAGGCUUCAAACCCAGAAGAUGGUUUUUAUGAGCUGUCUGCUGAUUUACUUGAGGCAGCAACCGCUCACUGCCAGCUGAUUAUUGUGUCCAAGUUUAUUGAGAAAGUACAGCAAGACAUACAGGGACACGGAGUUAGAGAGCAACUCCAGAUUCUCUGCAACAUCUACGCACUCUUCCUGCUUCACAAGCAUCUCGGCGACUUUCUCUCAACGGGGUGCGUUACUCCCAAGCAAGGCGCCCUAGCCAACGAGCAGCUCCGGAAGUUGUAUUCCCAGCUCCGUCCCAACGCCAUUGCCCUAGUCGAUGCGUUCAACUACACCGACCACUACCUCGGCUCAGUCCUCGGGCGCUACGACGGCAACGUGUACCCCACCCUCUACGAGGAGGCAUGGAAGGACCCGCUCAACGAGUCCGUCGUUCCCGAUGGAUACCACGAAUACAUUCGCCCCUUGCUCAAGCAGAAGCUCAAACUAUCCAGGCUAUGAAAGCGCUGUAUCAACAAACAAAAUCGAAACAAGAUUAUUUAUUACAUCUGAGUGUAGGUUUUAGAAAAUGUUGGCUCGCAUCGAUACUAUCGGUGCCAAAUAAUGAUGACAAAUAAAUUUAGUGAUAUUCGGAUAAGUGUGAGUUAUACCUCUGACUUAGUAUUGGAAUUACUAUUCGAUGUAUGAAUCGACGUUUUAAUCCUAAAUUAUGGAAAUGAGAAAGGUUUGUCCUGCGUCUAACC